Messenger RNA from Darwinula stevensoni, 821 nucleotides. The record is from the annotation of a GenBank genome assembly. NCBI's taxonomy places the organism in Eukaryota, Metazoa, Arthropoda, Ostracoda, Podocopida, Darwinulidae.
GCAGUAGCAGUCGACUCAGCACCCGAAGAGCAUCCAUGUCGGAAGAAAACGACGCCUCUUCAAGCACAUCAAAUGAUACUGAAGAGAGUGACAAUGAAGAAGACAAGAAGAGGGAAGAGAAUCGGAAGAAACGAUGGGCAGAGCAAAGAAUGCAGAUGUUAGAGGAACAAAAGAAGACAAGGGAGGGCCUUGUGGCAAGGGAACAACAUCGAAAAACUCUCAUGGAAGAAUGGAAAAAGAUGCGAGCAAGAGAAGAGAAGAUGCAACAGAUGAUGACUGAUGACCUCAUGAAGAAUUUAGAAGCCUUCGACUGCCUGAUCUGCAUGGACAACAUCCCCGAGGGAGAAGGUGUGUGCCUUAAGGAAUGUCGGCACAACUUUUGCAAGAAUUGCUUACAGGGCACAAUCAACAGCACCGAAACCCCUGAAGUCACUUGUCCUCAUGCCGACGAUUCUGGUCCAUGUUCUGUCCACCUUCAACAGAGGGAAAUUCGAGCGUUACUAAACAAGAAUGACUAUGAACGCCACCUAGACAGAUCACUGCGAUAUAUAGAAGGGUCAGCUGGCAACACCUUUCACUGUCGCAAAGAGGAUUGUCCUGGCUGGUGCUUCUAUGAACCAGGAAUCAACCGAUUCCCAUGCCCUUGCUGUAAGAGUGUGAAUUGCAUAAACUGUCGGGUUAUUCAUGAAGGAAAGACCUGUAAAGAAUAUCAAGACUAUCUCACCCGGGAAGCAGAGAAAAAUGAUGAGCUCAAGCAGAGUUUGAACCAGCUGAAGGUGAUCAUGACUGCUUCAUCAGCUUCAUUCUUUUGUGGCACUUGA